AUUCUCUUUUUUAUUGCCGUAAUAAGAGAGAGAGAGAGAGAGAGAGAGAGAGAGGAGAACGGCAGCAGCAGCUCCUCGCCGGACUUCACGAUCGCAGCAGAGAAGGAGAACGGAGGAAGAUCCAGUUCACACACGGACUUCACGAUCGUCGUCGAUCGGCGGCGUCUCCUCGCUGUCGUCACGAGGUUAUUAAUUGGAGAUAGGAGAGGUCUCUGAAGUCUCAAAUUCUCAAUUCUUCUGCAAGCAUGCAACUCUCUCUCUCCCUCCCCGCAUAGAAGAUAGUUAUGGCUAGUUCAGGCCCUCCAUUUCCAGUGCCUCACAAGAAACUCUCGCUAGAUAUCAAUGGAAGUAAAACGGAGCUAAUUAUUUGUAGCUAUGAUGAUCAUAUUCUUGUUAUCGCAACCCAGAUAGGAAGCAUGGGAACAAUAUUGCAUGCCAGGAAGGAAGAAGGGAUGUUAAUUCAGCCGACCUUCAAUGUCUCUGUUAUAUUUGGUAAACGAGACGAGCCAAUGCUAGUAGCAUGUGCUCGUCAGCUGAUCGAAAACAUUAGUAGCUGUGGAUCUUCCAGGCCAUUGGUGCUUUCUCUUGGUCUCAAGGACCAUUCUGCGGAAACAUUGAAAGGCAUUAUUCAUGCUGUGAUAGAGAAUCGCCUCUGGUAAUUUUCUGCCAUAGAAAUCUGAAAAUGAUUCUCGAAGUAGACUCGUAGGCAGGCCUUUGUAGCUUUGAACUUAUUGUGCCUGGGACUGCCUUCUCUUGGUGGUUUGAAAUGGAGGAUAUUAUUAUAUUGAAGGAAAAACCAAGGUUAAUUUUACUUAUUCACACAUUAACCA
Messenger RNA from Rhododendron vialii, 830 nucleotides. RefSeq lists its product as uncharacterized. The coding region runs from base 285 to 659 and encodes 124 amino acids. The record is from RefSeq and is a predicted model, not a curated record. Gene Ontology annotation, biological process: proteasome assembly. The transcript has 8 exons. Lineage: Eukaryota; Viridiplantae; Streptophyta; Magnoliopsida; Ericales; Ericaceae.